This is a messenger RNA of Acanthosepion pharaonis, 684 nucleotides long. Lineage: Eukaryota; Metazoa; Mollusca; Cephalopoda; Sepiida; Sepiidae. The record is from the annotation of a GenBank genome assembly.
AUGCAAUUUUCAAUUUCUUUCUUUCUGCCUGUCUAUCUGUCUGUAUGUCACACUCUCUUUCUGUUUAUCUUUCUAUCCCUCUUUCUGCCUCUCUUUUCUCUCUCGCUUUACGUCUCUCUUUCUCUCUCUUUUUCUCACUUUCUCUAUCUAUAUCGCUUUUUGUCGCUCUAUCUUUCUCUACCUCAUUAUGAUUCUGUUUCUUUCUCCCUUUCUCUUUCUCCCUUUUCGAAUCUCACUUUCUCUCUAUCCCCUUCUCGUUAUUUCUCUCUCUCUCUCUCUCUUUCUCUCCUUUUUACGUCUUUCUUUCUUCACAUUUUCUGUUUUUUUUUCUCUCUCACUUUACGUCUCUAUUUCUAUGCCCUUUUCUGUAUCUCUUUCUCUCCCUCAUUACGUCUCUCUUCCUCUCUUGUUUUGAUUCUCUUUUACUAUCCUUCUUUCUGUCUCUCUCUUGCUCGCCAUCUUUAUGUAUGUACUUUUCUCUCUCCCUCUUUACGUCUCACUUUCUCUCUAUCUUCCUCUCUUUCUUUCUCCCCUCUUUACGUUUGUCUUUCUUUCUCUCUCUUUUUCUCCCCUCUUUACAUUUCUUUCUCUCCCAUUUUCCGUUUCUUUUUUUCUCUCUCUCUUUUUACGUCUCUCUUUAUUCUCUUCUUCUUUACGUCUAUUUAUUAUUUCCUCAAUCUCUAA